Rhagoletis zephyria (snowberry fruit fly) is the source of this 1464-nucleotide messenger RNA. RefSeq names its product Cyclin-dependent kinase 9 (gene Cdk9). Gene Ontology annotation, molecular function: cyclin-dependent protein serine/threonine kinase activity; ATP binding; RNA polymerase II CTD heptapeptide repeat kinase activity. Gene Ontology annotation, cellular component: nucleus. NCBI's taxonomy places the organism in Eukaryota, Metazoa, Arthropoda, Insecta, Diptera, Tephritidae. Gene Ontology annotation, biological process: protein phosphorylation. The record is from RefSeq and is a predicted model, not a curated record.
CGAGCAUGUUCCCCACGCGCAUUCGAUGCAGUCUGCAGCUGGUGUUACAUCCUCUAGUUCUUCCCGUACACUUUCAUUGGCCGAAAAGCAAAAAUAUAUUGAGGAAUAUGAUUUCCCAUACUGUGAUGAAUCGUCCAAAUAUGAAAAGGUAGCGAAAAUUGGUCAGGGCACAUUUGGGGAAGUAUUCAAGGCGCGCGAGAAGAAAAGUAAUAAAAAAUUCGUAGCUAUGAAGAAGGUGCUAAUGGACAACGAAAAAGAAGGCUUUCCUAUUACUGCGUUGCGUGAAAUUCGAAUACUGCAGCUAUUAAAACAUGAAAAUGUCGUAAAUCUCAUCGAGAUAUGUCGAACUAAAGCCACUGCAAGCAAUGGCCAUCGUUCAACAUUUUAUUUGGUCUUUGACUUUUGUGAACAUGAUUUGGCUGGGUUGUUGUCGAAUAUAAAUGUAAAAUUUAGCCUUGGUGAAAUCAAGAAGGUUAUGCAGCAACUGCUAAAUGGGCUAUAUUACAUACAUAGCAACAAGAUUCUGCAUCGUGACAUGAAAGCUGCAAAUGUGCUUAUUACCAAGCAUGGUGUGCUAAAACUUGCAGAUUUUGGUUUAGCGCGUGCAUUUAGUAUACCAAAGAACGAUAUCAAAAAUCGUUAUACGAAUAGGGUCGUUACCUUGUGGUACCGACCACCUGAAUUACUACUAGGGGACCGAAAUUAUGGUCCACCUGUAGACAUGUGGGGUGCGGGAUGUAUUAUGGCUGAGAUGUGGACGCGAUCACCCAUUAUGCAGGGCAAUACAGAGCAGCAGCAACUUACGUUUAUCUCUCAGUUAUGUGGAUCGUUCACUCCCGAUGUGUGGCCCGGUGUGGAAGAACUAGAGUUGUAUAAGUCUGCAGAGUUACCGAAAAAUCAGAAACGUCGAGUGAAGGAGCGUUUGCGUCCUUAUGUAAAGGACCCUAAUGGCUGUGAUCUAUUAGAUAAGUUGUUAACACUUGAUCCAAAGAAACGUAUAGAUGCAGACACGGCGUUAAAUCAUGAUUUCUUUUGGACAGAUCCUAUGCCUAGUGAUUUGAGUAAAAUGCUCUCACAGCAUUCUCAAAGUAUGUUUGAGUAUUUAGCUCAGCCGCGACGGAGUAAUCAAAUGCGCAAUUACCAUCAACAAAUGGCGACAAUGAAUCAAAAACCACAGGAUAAUAGCUUAAUAGACCGAGUUUGGUAGUUCCUACAAUUGUUGCGAUCUGCAUCUAUUCGUUGGUAGCCGAAUUUAAGUAAUGCAUAUUCGAUUCCCAUACAUUGGCUGUCGUUCAACAUUGCAUUCGUAUUUACCAAUUUUUCAAACUUCAUUGCAACUCACCAUUUGUGUAAAUGUUUAAUUAUAGGUUCGUAUAUUUAAAUUUAAAUGAAAACUAGGAAGUGUAUUUGAAUUUAAGGCUGAAGCCGCAGUGUUUGCGCAAAUAAACUUCGUUUAUAUUUCUA